This is a messenger RNA of Perca flavescens (yellow perch), 1864 nucleotides long. RefSeq names its product deoxyguanosine kinase (gene dguok). The record is from RefSeq and is a predicted model, not a curated record. The coding region runs from base 422 to 1405 and encodes 327 amino acids. Gene Ontology annotation, molecular function: ATP binding; deoxyguanosine kinase activity. Gene Ontology annotation, biological process: nucleobase-containing compound metabolic process. NCBI's taxonomy places the organism in Eukaryota, Metazoa, Chordata, Actinopteri, Perciformes, Percidae. Gene Ontology annotation, cellular component: mitochondrion; cytoplasm. The transcript is spliced from 7 exons.
GCCUUUUGGCCUUUAUUGCGAAAUUACAGGACACGACACCGGAAGUGAUUUAUGCUCUUACUGUUUGUAGCAUUUUGGACAAUUAUUGCACAAUUUCUUAUGAACUUACCUUAAUAAUUUCACUUCUAAGCAGCUAAUAUGCGAAAUUAUAGUGCGAGCGCUACAGAAACGAUUUAGCCAACGUAUUGGAGUUUAUUUAGCUUAACAUAUUUAACUAUAAAUCGAUAAGUUUAUUAGUACGUUAGCAUACAUUCAUGGUUAGCAUACAUCCAGAGCAUACAUCAUGGAGAGGAGGAGCUAGCUAACAUUACCAUGCGCUUAACUCAGAGGUAAUAUAAAGUCUUUACUGCUCACUCACAUAAGCGAGCACCAAGUGACAGAUGAGUGUGAUAUUCUCUUUGUAAAUUAGUUGUACUUCAUAAUGUCUGCCCUCUAUCGAUGUGUUCAGUUCAGCCGUGUUUCUAUGUUAAAAGCAGUUUCGAUACAGGUUAUGAGAUUUGGAUAUAAUGUACCUCCUCCACAGUGGAAGACACAUGAAAGCCUUCUGCGAGUUGAAAACACAGCCAUAAUACAGACAACAAGGAACCAAAGUAGUAUGGCUAAUAAUUCAAGGAAGCUCAGUUUUUCUUGUUCAAGGGGCCUGUCAAGUUCAACUGAGAACGCAGCAGAUCGAGUGAAGAGGGUUUCUAUCGAGGGCAACAUUGCUGUUGGAAAGUCAACCUUUACAAGACUCUUGCAGGCAGCUUGUCCUGACUGGGAGGUGGUGGCAGAACCGGUCAGCAAGUGGCAGAACAUUGAAAGUGGGACCUCGAAGGGGACAGACGUAUCCCCCCAGACGACAGUCAGCAACCUGCUGCAGAUGAUGUACCAGGACCCACAGCGUUGGUCGUACACAUUUCAGACAUUUUCCUGUAUGAGCCGGCUGAGAACGCAGCUGCAGCCUCCUCCAGCUCGCCUGCUCAGCUCAGAGGGAACACCUCUCCAGGUGUACGAGCGCUCCGUCUAUAGCGACAGAUACAUCUUUGCCCUGAACAUGUUUGAGCUGGGUUGUAUCAACUCUACAGAGUGGGCAGUCUACCAGGACUGGCACUCUCUCCUGGUGGAGCAGUUUGGACACCAGGUGGAGCUGGAGGGCAUCAUUUACCUCAGAGCCCCACCAAAGAAAUGUAAGGAGCGCCUCGAGCGUCGGGGCCGGGCAGAAGAGAAAGGAGUGGAACUGGACUAUCUGGAUAAGCUGCACAUUCAACAUGAGAGGUGGCUUGUUGAAAAGAGCACUGAGAUACAUUUUGAGAAGUUGAAACACAUACCUGUGUUACAACUCGAUGCCAGUGUUGAGUUUCAGAGUGACCCAGAGGUGCAGGAGGAAUACAUAACAAAGGUGAAGAAUUUCUUCAGUGCUUUGUGAGUCUGUUAACAUCUGCAGGGGAAACCGAUGAGACCAGUCAGACCUCAGUCAGUCGCCUGUGUUAGCUGACACAUAACUGCACAUGAGCCUCUCAUAGAGUGAAGGAAAUAUAAAGUAAUAUAAAAAGUUAAGCUACAGGACGUACUGGUACAUGAAACAGACACAGACUGAGUUUUGUCUGUGUACAAAUGUGUUAUCUCCAAAGAGACUUUUAGAUUGUUACAGCUUUUUGUUGUUGGCAUGUUUUUUGUUUUGAGAUUCACUGGGUAGUUAAAGCUACUUCUUAUACUGUGCUGUUAAUUCCAUUUAAAUUAAAAAUGUAGAAAUAUAAUGGAAUGUAAAAACUGUGCUGUCACUACUAUGACCAUUUGGAAACUUGUUUACUGAGCAUCAUAACGUUUUUGUGUAUGUUACUGUUUCACACAUUCCUGAUAAUAAAUAAAAACCUUUGAAAAAAAA